UGGAAUUCAAAGGAGCCAUUUUGGCAAGUCUAUUCACGGUCCAGUUUACUUUUUUUUUUUUUUUAUGUUGUACAGGUCUUACUAAAUCUUGUCCGUCUUAUGCAAAUUAAAAAGGGACAUUCAAAGGAGAACUAAUGAUUACCAUCCUGCACUGUCGAUGGAAAACAGAAGCAGUGUCUUGCUCAAGCCAGGGUAGGGCCACUGUUCUUCGUUCCCGAGCCGAAUCCCCACAUGAUGUUGAAUUAUGAAUGCGCCACAUCAUGAGUCUCUUGUGGCAGGUAACUGUGCACUGGAACGCAGCCCUGCUCUGUGCAGUCUACCUCAUGGUGCGAGCGUGGAGUGUGUGUGCCACCCCCACCGGACCCCAGAACUGCCCAGCUGUAUGUUCCUGCAGUAACCAGUUCAGCAAGGUGGUGUGUACCAGGCGUGGCCUGGUUCGAGUGCCUCCUGGCAUCCCGACUAACACACGGCAUCUCAACCUCAUGGAGAACAGCAUCGAAGUAAUCCAUGCUGACACCUUUCGACACCUCCACCAUCUGGAAGUGCUGCAGCUUGGCAGGAACUCCAUCCGGCAGAUUGAGGUGGGGGCCUUCAAUGGUCUCACCAAUCUUAACACCCUGGAGCUCUUUGACAACCGGUUGACUGUAAUCCCAAGUGGCGCUUUUGAGUACUUGUCUAAGCUGCGGGAAUUAUGGCUCAGGAACAACCCUAUUGAAAGCAUACCGUCUUAUGCAUUCAACCGUGUCCCCUCCCUCAUGCGACUGGAUUUAGGAGAACUGAAAAAACUGGAGUAUAUCUCUGAGGGUGCUUUCGAAGGAUUAUACAACUUGAAAUACCUAAACCUUGGAAUGUGUAAUCUGCGGGAGAUGCCUGUCCUCUCCCCAUUGGUGGGGCUGGAGGAACUGGAGAUGUCAGAAAACUACUUUCCAGACAUAAAACCAGGAUCCUUCAGGGGUCUGAAAUCCCUUAAAAAACUCUGGAUUAUGAACUCCAAAAUCACCACCAUGGAAAGAAAUGCGUUUGAUGAUGUCACAGCCUUGGUUGAACUCAACCUGGCCCAUAAUAACCUUAGCUCUUUACCCCAUGACCUUUUUUCACCACUGAGUUACCUGGUAGAGCUGCACUUGCACCAUAACCCAUGGAGGUGUGACUGUGAUGUAGUAUGGCUGGCGUGGUGGCUACGAGAGUACAUCCCUACCAACUCCACGUGUUGCGGCCGCUGCCAUAGCCCUGCCCAUUUACGAGGACGCUACCUCGUUGAGGUGGACCAGACUACGUUUCAGUGCUCUGCUCCUUUCAUCCUAGAUGCUCCACGGGAUCUUAACAUAUCUGCAGAGAGAGUAGCCGAAUUCAAGUGUCGCACAGCUCCCAUGUCAUCCGUCAGAUGGCUUCUACCCAACGGAACGGUUCUGACUCAUGGCUCCAAUCAUCCAAGGAUUUAUGUUCUCAAUGAUGGAACUUUAAAUUUCUCCAAUGUUCUGCCCUCUGACACAGGUGUGUACACCUGCAUGGUGACAAACAUGGCUGGAAACUCCAAUGCAUCUGCUUACUUGAAUGUGAGCGCGGCAGAGCUUAACACAUCUGAGCACCUAAGCUAUUUCACCACAGUCACUGUGGAAAUAGUGGAGUCAACAUCAGAAGAGGUAAUCAAACCGAAGACGGUUACGGCCUCACCCUCCGUCUUCCAGCCUGUGUUUAUCUCAACUCCAACUGUGCUACUGCAGACACCAAGACAGGUUAGUGUGCCAACUAUCCGAGGAACAGUGGGCCCACGCGCCAGCUUAGACGAGGUGAUGAAGACUACAAAGAUCAUCAUUGGCUGCUUUGUUGCCGUCACGCUGCUCGCUGCGAUCAUGCUAAUUGCGUUCUACAAACUCCGUAAACGACACCAAAAUAGGAGCACAGUAGCAGCUGCCAGGACUUUGGAGGUCAUUCAGAUGGGGGAGAACGUUCCUCCUUCUACAUCGGGAACAACUUUACCAGGAGAGGGUGGGAUGGUGCUACCAAGUCUGAGAGAUCGUAACAACACUUACAAAUCCAGCUACAGCACCUACAAACCAGCACACUCUGCUCCCUGGGGAGAGAACAGCAUUGGCAAUUCUCUACAUCGCCCUCAGUCCAUAACCGUCAGCACUAUCCCGGAACCCUACUUGCAUAAAACUCACACCAAGGAGAAGGUACAGGAAACCCAGAUCUAACAUUCCUAAACCCUUCUCCUCCUUCUACCCUUUUUUUUCUGAUCCUCAUGAAAACAUGCAAUAGAAUGCACAAAGGAAAGACAGCGAUUACUUUUGUACCCAGUGCAAAAAUGAGACUGUUUUUCUUGUACAUGCUUAUAUAUAAAUAUAUGAAUAUAAAUAUAUAAAUUAAUCCGCUAUGGGGUGAUAAGAGAAGCAGAUUAUAUAUUAAAAAAAAACAAUGGAAAAACUGAAUUUAAAACUAUUUUCUAAUGUGUAACUUCUAUUUAAGAUGGGAAAAAUGAAAACAAUGACAUUACACUGCAGAUGCGAGCAGAUUUGUUUGAAAAGUCUGUGGUUUUUAGACCAUGCUAGAUAUUAAUCCAGUAACAUUUCUACAUAACUGUCCCCAAAAGAAUAUUUACAAGUUUCUCUUGUAAGAGCACCAAGAAUUUGUAAUGUGCCAAAUGUUAUACAUGAAAUUUGGGUCAAUGAAACAUACUACAAAACAAUGCAAGACAUAGUUGCAAAAAAAAAAAAAAAAACCUAAACAAAAAAAAACCAACAAAAAAAAAAAGGUAUAGAAAAAACAAAAACAAAAAAAAAAAAACACCCAAGUUCUCCUGAGUCUGCUGAGUCUCAGUAGCUAUCAGCCAAAAGGUUCUGGUCUCUUAUGUGCUUUUUUCAGUGAGUGUUUUUGCAGUUUAACUUCAUAUUCAAGGAAAAUCCCUAGUACUGAACAAACACCUACAGCAUUUUCAUAAGUGUACCUGGGUACAAAUUAACAUUGAUUCUUCAUUCAAUACUGGGGAUUCUUCUCUGCAGUUUUUUUUUGUUUGGUAUUGAACCUGUGUCUCAGCAAGAAGCAGUGAGGUAAUCUGAUUCCUGCUUCCCCCCCUCAAUUCCCCUUAAGCCUCUUUAGGUUUUUUGUUUGUUUGGUUUUUUCGGAUUUGACAAAUUUACCAACACUAGUUCUGACCAUUAUCCUCUCUGUUACGGUCCAAAAAUGUUUAAAAGUUCCUGAAUGCUUUCUUAAGACUUAAGCAGCUUUUAGGGCUAAAAUAUAGUUCACAAAAAUGUUACAACAAUUGCCUCAGAUUAGUAGUGUAAGGGCUGAAACAGGACGUUUAUUUGCAACACUGCAGAGAUACUUGCAAUGUCACGAUGGUUUGUUGCAAGCUGUUAACAUUAUCAUAACUGCUUACGACUUUUUCUUUUUUGUCUGUUCCGUUGAUCUCUUUGUCGAGAAAAGGGUAUACAAGAGAAUGUGUGAAUUUUAGGUUGUCCUCAAUGGUGAUCAUUCAAACGGUGAAUUUCAUUUGUCCUUAUUUCGAGCAACACUAUUUUUAUGAGGAGUCUUCAGAGGUUACAACAAUAAAACAUUUGGUUUGUAUUUCUCUAAA
Messenger RNA from Silurus meridionalis, 3580 nucleotides. It is a transcript of the gene lrrc4.2, whose product is annotated as leucine rich repeat containing 4.2. Gene Ontology annotation, biological process: postsynaptic density protein 95 clustering; excitatory synapse assembly; modulation of chemical synaptic transmission. Gene Ontology annotation, molecular function: protein binding. Bases 249 to 2198 code for a protein of 649 amino acids. Lineage: Eukaryota; Metazoa; Chordata; Actinopteri; Siluriformes; Siluridae. Gene Ontology annotation, cellular component: glutamatergic synapse; postsynaptic density membrane; plasma membrane. The record is from RefSeq and is a predicted model, not a curated record. The transcript has 2 exons.